Messenger RNA from Geodia barretti, 1977 nucleotides. NCBI's taxonomy places the organism in Eukaryota, Metazoa, Porifera, Demospongiae, Tetractinellida, Geodiidae. The record is from the annotation of a GenBank genome assembly.
AUGUACGCAACACUCAACAGUCGAGCGGACACCGCUUGCGAACGUGUUUUUAUUCCUGAGCCUGACUAUCUUCGGAAACUUGCCUCUCAAAAAAAGGCUCUUUUCUCGUUUGAAACGCAGACCCCUUUGAACCAAUUUGACAUCCUCGGGUUUUCAGUCUCCUUCGAAUCAGAUUAUGUGAACAUUCCUCGCACGUUAGAGUUGGCGAACAUACCGCCGCUUGCUGAAGCGCGAACGGAAUGGGAUCCGCUCGUCAUUGCCGGUGGCAUUAAUAUCUCCUACAACCCAGAACCGAUUGCCGAUUUUGUCGAUGUUUUUGUCGUCGGUGAAGCCGAACUUGUUAUCCACCAACUCAUGGCGCAUUUCAACGAGUGGAAAAGAUCCGGUGUACCGAAGAGCGAAUUGCUUGAAAUUCUCGCAACUGUUCCAGGGCUUUACGUGCCACAUUUUUACGACGUAACCUAUCGCGAUGAUGGUACGAUUGAUGCCGUUUCCCCAAAACCCGGUAUAUCACCUAAGAUUCGUGCAGUAGCUGUCCCAAAACUUGAUGAUGUCGAAACCUGCACGCACAUCCACACACCCAAUACCGAAUUCUCAAAUGCACACCUCAUUGAAAUUGUACGUGGGUGUGGCAGGCAGUGCCGUUUCUGUGUCGCAGAUUAUGCCCGUCGAUGGCCGAGACAUCGCUCUGUAGAGAGCACACUCGCGCUUGCGGAACGCGCACGCGGCAUUACAGAUAGAAUCGGACUCGUCGGAGCCUCCAUCUCUGACCACCCACAAAUCGAUGAGAUCGCUACAGGUCUCGUCGAACGUGGAUUUCGAAUCUCCUGUGCCUCACUCCGCGCUGAAACUGUUCGUACACCGCUGCUCGACGCACUCGCAGACAGCGAACAAGGGACCAUCACUAUCGCCCCAGAAGUUGCGUCUGAAGCACUCCAAAAGGUUGUCAAUAAAGCUAUUCCACGUGAACGCCUCUAUCAUGUAUUUGAGGAAGCAUUGAAACGUGAUAUUCUCAACCUUCGCCUAUACUUCCUCAUCGGUGUCCCACAUGAAACACCAGCGGAUGUAGAAGCCAUAGUUGAUAUGGCAAAGGAGAUGCGCACCAUCGUUCUCCCCCAUGCAAAACGAACAGGGAGAAUAGCCCGUAUCAGUUUUACGAUUUCACCUAUGGUGCCUAAACCACAUACGCCUUUCCAGUGGGUAGCGAUGGAACCCCCCAAAACCAUCGCCCGAAAACUCGAUUUUCUGAAACGCGAAAUUAACCAACUUGGUAGCAUAAAAGUCGGUUCUGCCAGUGCCAGACUCGCACAUCAAGAAGCUGCCUUCGCUCGCGGCGACCGGCGGCUUGGAAAAGUCAUCCUUGAGCUUGCACACGGCGUGUCAUGGAACCAAGCGUUCCGUAAACACGAUUUAGCUCCAGAUUUUUAUGCCAUACGCCAACGUCCACUGCAUGAGGUCAACCCGUGGGACCAUCUUGACCUUAACGUUAAACCCCAAUUCCUACAACUUGAGUUCAACAAGCACGAAAAAGGUUUUACAACCAGGUUAGAUGACAAAUCCCUCGUUUUAUACCUCUCCUUUGAUGAAGGAAAGGGAGGGAAGGCCGCAGACGGCUCCGUACAUGGUCAUGAUGGUGAAUUUGUCCAAAAUCCCACAUGGGUAGAUGGGCAGUUCGGCAAAGCAUUGGAGUUUGAUGGGACCAAGGGAGACCAUGUUGUUAUCUACAAUGAUGGGAAAGAAGCCGGUGGUGGUGCUAAACCGCCAGUUGUUGAUGAGAUUGAUGGCUCCGUUAUGGUUGGGGCACGUCACCCCGGCGAAGAAUUUUUCACCGGUAUCAUUGACGAGGUAUUUCUCUUUAAUCGAAUCAUCACUGAGGCGGAAAUCGGUGAAAUUAUGAAUGGCGACUUUCUGCCAGUAGAACCCGCAGACAAACUCGCGACGACGUGGGGCAGCAUUAAAGCCGAUCGCGAUUUUUAA